This is a messenger RNA of Microbotryum saponariae, 666 nucleotides long. Lineage: Eukaryota; Fungi; Basidiomycota; Microbotryomycetes; Microbotryales; Microbotryaceae. The record is from the annotation of a GenBank genome assembly.
AUGGGGUAGGGCCCACCUCCCCUUGCUUCUUUCAGCUUGAAGCACGCCAACGUUUUCGCUCUUGACUCUUGCAGGCCCCCACCCCCACUUGUAAAUCGAUUCAAGCUUAAGGGCACGUGAGGCUCAGCCUCCCCGAUCGUCAACACACCCUUCGGAGUAGGCUGAAACGAAGUCGAAUCUAGUCCAUAUUCGGGCAGAGCCCCGAUAAACACUCCUAAAUGCCAAUGCACACGUGUGCACAGCCAUGCUCCCACAUGCACCGUCGUGCAGUCUCAGCGCCUCGGCCGCGAACCAUCACCUCCCCCUCACCUCUUAAUCCUCAACCUCAUUCGACACUCCUCUCCCCUCCCCUCACCUCUCGCCUCACCUGACCCUCGUUUCACCCCACCUUGAUUCUACCUUCACCUUGACCUUAACCUCCCCUCACCCGAUCCCACCCUAUCCCAUCCCACCUCGCAUCUCGUUUACCUCGUCUCUCGUUUACCUGUUCUUAUCGUCGUCGUCUCCUCACUCGUCUUUGACCCCUCCCAAUCUGCCUUCCCCAGCCUCCCUCCCCCUCCUUCCUUCCCUCGUCGACGCGCUCUACACUUUGUGCACCACUUAAUCUUGCCGACAUCGCCCCCCUUUUCAGGAGGAUACGAAACGGUGGCCUUUGUGAUGUGGUAG